Messenger RNA from Dermochelys coriacea (leatherback sea turtle), 1542 nucleotides. RefSeq names its product RAB33A, member RAS oncogene family (gene RAB33A). NCBI's taxonomy places the organism in Eukaryota, Metazoa, Chordata, Testudines, Dermochelyidae. Gene Ontology annotation, biological process: Rab protein signal transduction. Gene Ontology annotation, molecular function: GTP binding; GTPase activity. The coding region runs from base 47 to 1423 and encodes 458 amino acids. Gene Ontology annotation, cellular component: endosome; Golgi apparatus. The transcript is spliced from 2 exons. The record is from RefSeq and is a predicted model, not a curated record.
GCUGUCAACUAGUAUGUGCUGAUGGGGCCAGCCCGCUGCUGGCUAGAUGUCAUGCUGCUGUGGUCACGCAGGCGGUGCAAACGUGGCUCUGUUGGCCUCUCCAGCCCGGCUGUUCCCCCAGCAGCCUGCAGAGGAGGUGGAGGGGGGUGCUGCCUUUUCCUGCUUCCCGCGGGGGUUUGGAGAGAUCUGGAGGGGAAGGUUCUCUGGGUGCCCCGUUUGGGCGGCUUGUUUCCCCGCCGGUGUAAUCAGGCCUGCCUGGGCUUUGCUGCUGGGCUGGGCUGGGCUGGGCGAGCCAGGGCGGGAGCUCUUCUGGCCGGUCAGCAAGAGUUUUUCUCCCCCCUGGGCCCUGCACUUCACUACGUGUGUUCAGGGCCCGGCCCACAGCAUCCGAGCGCCCGCGGCGGCCCUUUCCUGGGCUAGGCUCCCGGAGGCCGAGCUCCCGGCCCUGGGAAGGCGCCGGCGGGGGCGUGGCAGGCCGCGCCCGGGGCCGCCCCUCGCUCCGCUGGCGCGCAGCCCGGGCCUGGUACCCCCGCGCCCCGGCUGCGGGCCCGCAGGCAGGCGCCGCGGGAGCGCGUGGGUCGGGCGAGCCCCGCCGCCAGCCCCACCCGCCGGCCGGCCGGCCAGGGGGAGGGUCUCCGCGGCGCUGAAUAUGUAUCAGCCACCUGAUCCGCCGGGCUCGCCGCCGCGCUCGGCAGCUGCCUCCUGCCUUUGUGUGCGGGCCGCCGCCCGGCUCCGCGUAGCGCCCGGCAUGCAGCCCUCCGGGCCGGCCGCCGCCGAGCUGGACGCCUCGCUGGAGCAGUACCUGCGGGUCCGCAUCUUCAAAAUCAUCGUCAUCGGCGACUCCAAUGUGGGCAAAACCUGCCUGACCUUCCGCUUCUGCGGGGGCGCCUUCCCCGCCAGCACCGAGGCCACCAUCGGCGUGGACUUCAGGGAGAAGACGGUGGAGAUCGAGGGAGAGAAAAUCAAGGUGCAGGUCUGGGACACAGCUGGCCAGGAGCGGUUCCGGAAGAGCAUGGUAGAACACUAUUACCGCAAUGUGCAUGCCGUCAUCUUUGUCUAUGAUGUCACUAAGAUGGCUUCCUUCCACAAUCUCAAAAUGUGGAUUGAGGAAUGCAAUGGGCAUGCUGUGCCCCCUUUCGUCCCCAAGGUGCUUGUUGGGAACAAGUGUGACUUGCGAGAACAAAUUCAGGUGCCAUCCAGCGUGGCCCUGAAAUUCGCUGAUGCUCACAACAUGCUUUUGUUUGAAACAUCAGCCAAGGACCCCAAAGAGAGUCAGAACGUGGAGUCAAUUUUCAUGUGCCUGGCCUGCCGGUUGAAGGCCCAGAAGUCCCUGCUCUAUCGGGAUAUGGAGAGGCAGCAGGGAAAAGUGCAGAAACUGGAGUUCACACAAGAUGCUAAUAAUAAAAAUUCCUGCCCCUGCUGAACGGAGGCUGUGCAGUCUAGGUUAAUAUUGUGGGGGGAGGGGUUUUGUGCCCGUAUAAGACUGACACCUGCUUGUUUCACUAUAAAUUAAUGUUAACAGAAUAAAAUUUGUAUCACUGA